Molecule: messenger RNA, 1035 nt
Organism: Vicia villosa (hairy vetch)
Lineage: Eukaryota; Viridiplantae; Streptophyta; Magnoliopsida; Fabales; Fabaceae
Exons: 1
Coding region: 1-1035 (344 amino acids)
Source: RefSeq, a predicted model, not a curated record
AUGCUUGUUGAUUCUGCUGCUUACUUUUGGCUACCUCAUCCUCUUGAAGGUUAUAAGGCUCUUGGGUACUUAGUUACUAACAGCCAUGACAAGCCCAGUGUAGAUGAAAUUAGUUGCGUUCGUGUUGGCCUAACCGAUACAAGUGAAACUUACCACACAUUACUUGAUACUAGAUCUUUCAUUCCCGGGUUUCCAUUUUGGGUUGAGAACUUGAGACCUUGUAACUGCAACAUGUUAGGGACAGGAGUUUCAGGAGGGAUUUUUUCCUACAGUAAUUGUUGUUGGAACAGGAGAGAAGAGUUACCUGUUAUGUGCUUGAAUUAUUUGAACCAAACACUGCCGAAAAUGCCACAGAUUGACCGAAUUCAUGCGCUUAUAGAACUCUAUGGUCCUACUAUUUCCUUUAAUCCUGAGGAAGUUUACCUGCCUUCUUCUAUUGAUUGGCUUUUGAGCAAUGGAGCCAGUUUGUAUCAAAAGGGCUUGUCUAAAGACAAGGUUAUUGAUGAAGGUGGAUCAAAUUUGCCAAGCAGAGGAAUAAAUGAUAUAGAAUUUUGGAUAGAGUUGUCGUAUGAUGAUAUUAGAAGAGAGUUUAUCAAAGAAGAGGACUUGGAAAGUGCUAAGCUUUAUGUUCACGAGAAGCCAACAAUUAGCGGAACAUUCAAUGACAUUGUUAUAUGGAUUUUCUGUCUUUUCAACGGACCAUCUACUAUGGAAAAUGGAAUUAAAAACAUGGUUUUAAGCAAAGUUGGUUCCCAUGUAGGUGAUUGGGAGCAUUUCACAUUUAGAAUAUGCAAUUUCAGUGGUGAGCUUUGGAGUAAAUAUUUCUCACAGCACAGUGUUGGUAAAUGGGUUGAUGCACAUGAAUUAGAGUAUAUUGAUGGCGAUAAAGCUACUGUGUACUCGUUAAAAAAAAAGGGACAUGCUAGUUACCUUCAUCAUGGAAAAGUUGAUAUUCCAACAUUAUUUUAUUUUUUCAACCUUGAGGACAAGGUUGAUCUUAGAGGGGUGAGUAAUGAUAGAGAGCUUAAUUAUUAG